This is a messenger RNA of Polistes canadensis, 1553 nucleotides long. RefSeq lists its product as uncharacterized. NCBI's taxonomy places the organism in Eukaryota, Metazoa, Arthropoda, Insecta, Hymenoptera, Vespidae. Bases 123 to 842 code for a protein of 239 amino acids. The transcript is spliced from 2 exons. Gene Ontology annotation, molecular function: ribosome binding; translation initiation factor activity. The record is from RefSeq and is a predicted model, not a curated record. Gene Ontology annotation, biological process: ribosome disassembly; mitochondrial translational initiation. Gene Ontology annotation, cellular component: mitochondrion.
UUGGAUGUUUUUUAAUAACAAUGUGCAGGAUUACGAAUGAUAUAGAGCCUCUACAUUUUUUAAUUUUUUAGGUUAAUACAUUUAGGUUAUAAAAUAAACAAAUAGUAAGAAAUAAAAUCUAAAUGGGUGCGACAUCCUUGUUAGUGGUAUUAAGAAUAAAACCUUUGCUACGAGUGAAUUGUUAUUUGUCAAGUUUAUUAAAUAAUAAUUAUCAAGAACAAUUGGUAAGAGGAAAUCAAAAUAUUUUACGUUAUUGUAUGAAAGUUCCUAACACCGAGGGUAACGUACAUGAUUUUCCUAAAAAGAAAAAACCGAAAACAAUGAUUAUACCUAAAAUAACACUUUUAUUGUCAAAAGAUUCUAUGACAGUUAUAACUUUGGAGGAAGCACAAAAACUUGCAAAACGUCGGAAUUUAAUAUUAAUCAAAGUAGAUGAUGAACAGAAAUGUUCAUCUAAAGACACUUACAAACUUGUAGAACCAACGGAACAUUUGAAAGAGUCUAAAAUUAAAGAUAAAGGUGAUACAAAAAAUAAUGAUAUUAAAUCGAUAAAGCUCAUACAAUUAUCUGCUAAAAUAUCCAUGUAUGACACUGAGAUCAAAUUGAAAAACGUCAAUAGAUUGUUAAAAAAAAGGCAUAAGGUCAAAUUAAUCAUUAAUUAUGAUUCCGAAAUACCGGAUAAAAUAUUGAAAUACGUUGAGUCGUCUAUAAAACAACAUGGAACGAUACAAAAAUCUAUGCAAUCAUUGCGUGCAGUGCUUUUAAUUACUCCCAUAUUAAAUAAAAAUGACAAUACGAAUGAUAAUUCGCAUGAUAUAAAUGUGAACACGGAAGAAAAAUGACUAGUAAAUUCUAAUUGUAUAUAAAACGAGUAAACUAUUUGUCAAUAUUUUCAUUGUAAAUAUCAAAAUGUGCAAAUAUGUAUUAAUAGAUAUUAUUGAAAAUAAUUAACAUAAGUAUGCAAACAAAUACAAAAAAGUGAUAAAAUAAAAAGAUAGCAUGACAUGUUUUAAAUGAAAAUAUUGUAUUGAAAAUAACAUUACGAUGUGUUUAAUGAUUAAACAUUUUAUAUUGUUGUGCCGCAGAGAUAUUUUUUUGUGAUGGUAUGUAUUUGUCAUAGUUAUUUUUCUUUUCAGGGAUAUGUUAAUUUAAUUAUCCUUAACAAUGUAAUACUGUUACGGUUUAAAUUAAUUAAGAAUAUACAAUAGAUAGAAGCUAGAAAACGAAUAUUUGAACAGUUCCACAUAUAACUGAGUGAAAAGAUUUAUUACGGACAUUCUAAUGUCGUACAAUUUCUAAAUUCUACAAUUGUAGAACAAAGUCUACCAUUUGGACCACGAGAGGUUGAACUUCGAUAUUUCUUAUUCUAUAAUCCGACGUAAUUCCCCAAGUUCCAAAGGAACUUCAUUAUCGAGCAAGAUUGUACUUUACAAUCUACUGAAACUAAAAUAAUAUAAAGAUUAUUAAAUUUAUCAGAAAUUUAAUAUGAAUAUUAAAAGUAAUAGAAUUCAUGUAUCACGCGAUAUCAAUUUUGUCAAUCAAUUAUAACACUU